Molecule: messenger RNA, 5142 nt
Organism: Symbiodinium pilosum
Lineage: Eukaryota; Dinophyceae; Suessiales; Symbiodiniaceae
Source: the annotation of a GenBank genome assembly
AUGGCAUCUUCUACAUGUUUGCCGGUGGCAGCGACUACUUUGACUGCAGCUCCUGUCACACCUGCUGGGCAGGUGAUUUUGGAUUCCGGCUGCAGGACUGCCGUGGCUGGACAGUACUGGCACGAGGCCUUUCAGGCGAAGCUCAUGCAACUUGGGGUGCCAUGGUGGCAGGUAGAGGAGAACGAGACUUUCCAGUUUGGAAGCGGCGUUCCUGAGGUGAGUCGUGUUGCCUUCUUGUACCCGGCAGGCCUUGGAGCAGAAACUGUGGAUGUCGUUCGGAUCAGCCAAGUCAAGGGGGAUGCGAAGGCUUGCCCGGGUUUGGUUGGUCCGUCGGAGAUGGCUCGAUGGAAGGUUGUCUUCAAUUUUUCGGACAAAACGGUGCAGAUCCUUGGCCGAAAGACGAUCAUGAGUUUGACCUCCGCACGACAUCCCGCCUUGCUCUUGACCGACUAUCCACGUGGAUUUCCUCCGGGCAAGCAGCAACUCGAGGCACAGCUCCGGGACAAGAUUAAGCUACUUCGUGAUAGUCCUCAAUCCCUUGCCUUUGUGAGUCAGCCCAUGCCUUCAGAAGACCAUGAUGAGGCCUACGACGGCGACACUUCCGAGGAUGCAGGCGAGCACGUGGGCGAGGACGCAGGGAAUGUCGACUUCUUCGGCGAUUUUGGCGAUGAGCUGAGGAAGAAGAAAGUUGAGGAGUGGAAAAAUCUUCUUCAAUCCGACCUGGGUGUUCUAGUGAUUGCGGACUUGCCGGAGGCAGAGCACACCACUUCGGAGCACGAGUCCCACAUGUCCUCGGGUACGGAGCUUCGGGCGGACGACGACGACAUUUCCAUCACGAGCCACGAGUUUGGAGUGGAGUUCCUGGAGGAAUCUGAGGACGACACGGACGCUCAGAACGAGCAUGAGGAUGGCGAGCAGGAUGGAUCCGAGCCGGACGUGACGGGCAAAUCGUGCUACUUCCACAGGGCACUUCGCCGCAAGGUGGGGCAUGCUUGCCAUGCACUCUCAGCGUUUGCCAAGACCAUGCUUGCUGGCACGGCUUUGACUGCGGCUUCCACGGCUACGCCCUCAACGACCACCAUGUCUCCUAUGACUUCUUCGUCUCCUUCAAUGGCGUUUCCAGCUACCAGGUUUAAGAGACGACCAGGUCCAUGGAGGAUUGUGGAAAUUUUCACGUGGUCUAUGGCUCUCUCCUUUGCUGCUUCCCGUCGUGGGUGGCACGUUGGCGAGCCACUGUCAUUACCACAAUGGGACCUCCUCGACCCUGUGCACCAGGCUCAGGCUGAAGCCUACUUGGAAGAGUUUCAGCCUGACUUUCUGGCCAUCGCCUGGCCAUGUACCAAGUGGAGUAUCCUGCAAACCUUCGGUCGUCGCAGCCCCAAGUAUCUUCAGCGUCUGGCAGCCGAACGUCAAGAGCAACGACGAUUGCUUGCAUGGGUCCAACGUGUUGUUCUACGACAUCGCGCCCGUGGUGGAGCCAUCCUGGGUGAGAACCCUUGGAACAGCGCUGCCUGGCGCGAACCCGUCGUCAUGGACACCUACGAUGGCUUGCCUUCCGGCAAAACCGAAAUGUGUGCCUUUGGACUUCGCCGCCCUGAUGAUGAAUUCCGCCCUGGCCCUGGUCUCUUUCUUCGCAAACCUACACGUCUGCGAGCUCAAUCUGAAAUUCUGGAGGCGGCCUGUCGACUUUGCCCUGGCAACCACCGCCACGUUCCUUCUUUGGGAGGGGUCAAAGUCAAGGGCCGAUGGUGCUCUGUUGCCGAGUUCGCGGGCGGCUACACCCGAAAGUUUGCGGAGGCGGUCAUCAGAGGUGCUGAGAACUACUUGGGGGGCAAACUACGCGUCAACAGCUUCUGGACCUCCCCUACUUUGCCUGAGGAAAUCUUCAUGAACACGGACGUUGACGUGUAUGACCAAAGUAUUCAUCAGGUGCUGCAGGAGGAUGAGGUGAGCCAUGGUGCGGAGGACGCGGAUGACGGCAACGGCGACGAAGAGCUCCCCGAGUUUCCGGAUAUCGCUGAAGCAGUGGAGGAUCUGGAUCUUCCUCACACUAAUCUCAAGGAGGAGGAUGCUGCUCGGGGGAUCGUUGAGAUGCGCAAGUUGGAUGACAAGGGCAAGAUGGCGCGUUUGCACUUGAUCCACAGGCGGCUUGGACAUCCGACUAACGAGGCUCUGGUUCGCAUGUUGGAUGUUGGGGGCGCAAAUCAGGAUUUGCUGAAGAUGGCGUCCACACUGAAGUGUCCUACGUGUGAGCUUUCAGCACCUCCCAAGAGACCUUUACCUGCUAGGCCGGAAGCUCGACCCAUAUGCUUCAACUCCCUUGUGCACCUGGACUUGAAGUAUCAACAUGACUUCAAGAAGGAGAUAUAUGUGGCUCUCUCGAUAGUUGAUGGACAUUCUGCACAUUUCCUGGUGUUUGGACGCCAAGCUUUCUUUCCGGAGCUGCUAGACGAGGAGGUGUGGGGUUCUGCGUCUUUAGGCCAUGCUCUCAGCACCGAAAGCGAAGUCGCACGACUCUCAGAACAGAGGGCUGCUGCCAAAGUAGCUCUACUUCGUGGAGACGUCCAAGAGAAACUUCGCAAAGCCCUCCGCAGAGCUCCUGGUGGUGAAGCCCGCGCCUACGAGCCAGGCGAACUCGUGUACUUUUGGUCGCCUACAGGAUCCAAGCCAGGAGUGAGGUACCGCAAGGACGCUGGCGCCUGGAGGGGGCCAGCUGUUGUUUUGGUGCCAGACGGCGCGAGCAGAUACUUUGUGUCAUGGAGGGGAAGAUGCCUUUUGGUUGCUGCAGCCAACUUAAAAGGGGCAUCGUUGGAGGAGUCGCGGGACCACGACCUCAGGCUCCGUGAGGGUGAGAUAGAUCUCGCGAAGGGAUAUGUAGAUCUCACUCAAGACCUUCCUCCUCCAGGCGAGCCCGAAGCUCCUCUUGAUCCUGUUGCACCUGGCCUUUCCGUGAGGAGACGGGCAAAAGGUUUUGGCAGAAAGAUGACAGAGGCACGUAAGAUGAUGCAAGGCUUGAAGUCUAUCAAGCGCAUCCUCCAGGGUCCCAUGGACAAGAAACUUCGACGACGACUUUCCGGACAACGAAGCCGCAAGCCUCAGCAAGAGUCUCCUGUUCCUGAACUUUCUGUACCUGGAGAAGCGGCUCAGCUUCCUGCAGAUGGUGCAAACAUGCAUAAUGAAGAGUUGCCUGAGGAUGUGCAGGGCUACUCGCCGGACUACCCUCCUGACUCAGUUUGGGAAGACGAGCCUCCUGCUGAUUUGGUAUCUCCUGAAGAUCUGAUACCAGAUGCUGCGUUUCCUAUGCCUCAUGAUCCACGACCUCGACGAGAGCGCCUCUUGGACGACUUGCCAGCGCAGUUUCGAAAGAGGGGACCAGAGCACCUGGAAGACUUGGACGAGGCUGCCCUAAAGAAGGUGAAGACCUCGGAGUUCGCCAACUACGUGUUCACAGCCGUCUCAGAUGCUCAGCUUUUUGGGACGGAGGAGAAGGCCAACGAGAGCAUGGCCAUGCGAUGGUUGCAAGAGAGUCUGCUGAGGAGGAAGUACAAUCCGGACUGCGUCUAUGUUGCCAAGGAAGACAGCAUAUAUGAGGUUCCUGUUCCGGACAGCAAGCUCAUCCAUGCGGCCUUCCACGACCUGUCGGAGGAUGCCCUCAUCAAGGAGGCAUUCUUGCUCAAGAUGAAGGCGAGUGGCAAGGAGUUGGAUCCCAAGUUCUUUUCGCAGCAGGAGCAGUCCGACUUUGACGACGCUGACCAAAAGGAGUGGGAGGCUUGGCUCAAGAAUGACGUCAUCCGGAGGCUGACUUCAGAAGAAGCCAAGAAGGUUCCCAAGAGUCGCAUUUUCCGAGUUCCAGCAAGGAUUGUGCGUGUCAACAAGCUUCCUCCUGGCAAGCUUGGUCUCAAGGCGAAGAGUCGGAUUGUGCUGCCGGGUCAUCUGGAUCCGGAUUUGGGUGAGGUGCGGCUUUGGUACGAGAAGGCCAAGGAAGAUCUCUUGUCGUGUGGUUUCAUUGAGCUAGUCUUUGCCCCGGCAACGUUCAUUAAACUCGUCAAGAGGGCUGGAAGAAACGUCGUAGUUGCCAUACUGUGCCUCCACGUUGACGAUGGCUUCCUGACGGCAGAGCGCGGAAAGGUUCUGGAGGAGGUCCAGCAGUCCAUCAACAACCUCUUUUCCAUCAAGGAGUGGAUUCAGGUGACCGACAAGCCUACUGCCUACUUGGGGAUGCAGAUCUAUCGUAAGGAUGGUUUCUUCUUCAACGACAUGACGGAGUACAUCCUCGCGGUGAAGAAGGCAGCAAUCCCUGAGCGAGACCCAGAGACUCCUUUGACUGUUCUGGAGUUGAAGGAGUUUAGGCGAAUGGUUGCACAGCUUCGUUGGCCGGUGCACCUGGUUUGCCCAGAGUUUCUGUUUCGAGUCAGUGCCUUGGCCCAGCGUGUGAGUGGAGCUAAGCUGUCGGACCUGGCUGACUGUACCACCCUUCUGUCAGACCUCCAAGAUGCUGCACGACAAGGCCGGGAGAUCCAAUUCUUAUCAGUUUCUUUGACGCGUCCCUCGGCAAGACUGGUGAGGCAGUGGCUCAAAGAGGUGAAGCUCACUUCAUCUCAAGCUUCCGCUCUGCAAGAAGAGGGCAAGGCUUCUCUGCUUGAGUUUCAUUCCAACAAAGUGGCCCGCGUUGUGCGAAGCUCCAUGGCGGCAGAAUGUUGCUCUAUGGCUUCUACCGCCGACCGGCUGAUCUACAACUUGAAGCUCCUGGACGCCCUGGCCUAUGGAGAGGUGAACAUCUCUUCUGAAUGGCGAGGAUACCUCCGGUCUUCUGGAAGCUUGGUCACGGAUGCCAAGAGUUUGUACGAUUAUGUACAUGGGUCUAGUCUUCUGACAACCGAGAGGCAGACUUCGCUAGACAUACUAGCCGUCAGACAAAUGGUCCAAGAAGGCCUCUUGAAGCUGUUUUGGUCGCCAACCUGGAAACAAUUCGCAGACGUGUUGACCAAAGACAUGAUCGAUGAGCUUUUCCUGAAGUUCCGUCAGACUGGCAGCCUGAAUUUAGUUCAGUCAGCAGAAGACCAGCAGGAGGAGGAGCGUAGAGCUUCUCUAAGACGUGCUCAGCGUGAGAGAAGAAAGCUUCGGAUGAAGCAGUUGGCCUGA